UCGAAGCAGAAACUCAUAGCGAGAGGAAAAUGUUAGCUUCGGACAGCUCUCACGUUCUCAAGACUGAAGCAUGUAGGUAGAAGAGAGCGCGAGCGAGAAAGAGAGUGAGAGAGAAAGAACGACUGUGUGCACUUGAGCGUUCAAUUACACGGGAAUGUGUACGUACAAUGAUGAGAGAAUGUAUCCAGGAGCAUAAUACAUACAGUCGAGUUGGAGUAUCAAAACGUCAGGACUUUAAUUUCAAGGUCCGAUAAUGCUUCUGAAAGUUUAACUGUCAUAUCGCAGAUGUUAAUCUAUGAAUUUAGGCGUCUUCAAUCGUGUCAAUUCCAAGGACUUAGGAGAUAAUAUGUACUCAGAGUGGGCGUCUCUGAGUAUACUGAUCCAACAUGGAUCAGAAGACAGCCAAAGUGUUCUUGAGAAAUUUGCUCCUGGAGUCGGCAGAGAAGUCACACUAUCCAUUGUACGACAAUUGGCUACAAAUCUUGGUAUUGCUCAAGCUGCAGAACCAAGUCCACUGAAUACAGAUAAAGAAAUACAAUGGUGUAUGGAAGUUAUCUGUUUUGGGCUGUCCUUGCCCCUAACUGAACAUGACACUGUUCGGGACUGUGUUAAUGUUUACUGUGAGUGGUUAUCUGCUCUCUACACUUCACCGAAAAUAUCAGUGCCUAAACCUAUAGCAGAUGAUCCAAAUUAUUAUGCAAGAAAGAUUAUCUGUCACUUGCAUAAUCUCUUUGUACCAAGGAAAGGAGAAGUCUGGCCAUUUUUAUACCAGGAUUUGGGAGAUGAUACAAUAAAUAAACAAGCAGUAUUAUGUCACAGAGUUUUGCGUACUUUGCAACAAAUUGCAAGAAGCUCUGUGACACUAGAAAGAGAAACUUGGGAGAGCUUACUUUUAUUUUUAAUUGGUAUUAAUGAUGCUCUUCUGGCUCCACCAGCAAUAAGAGAGGAUACAGGGGAGCAACUUUGUGAACGAGUAUUAGGAGUACUGUUAGAGGUUUGGCUAGUAGCAUGUGAACGUAAUUUCCCAUCACCACCACUAUGGAGAACUUUAAGAGAAGCAUGUCUUCGAUGGCGUCAUCGAUUAUCUUUAAUAGAGCAAUGGAACCGCGUUUGUUUGGCUCUCACAGCUCGCCUACUACAUAUAAUGUAUGGACCAAUGUUUCCAGAGCUAAAAAUUAGUGAUGAAGAUUCUCAAUUAGUCCCUUCCACAAUGUCAAACGAAGCAGUUGCUCAGUCAUGGUACAGACUGCUGCGCACAAUAGGUGAUCCCGUCGAUCUAUGCCGUCCAGCUGUGAUAUCGCAGACACCAGCUUUUUUAAGAUACGCUAUUACCAGUCCCAACGUCGUCGAUCCAUGUCAACAUCCUUGUUUACAACAGUUACCCUACAUAUUUCUUAAAGCAAUAAAAGGCAUUGCUGGCCAGGUCGAUGCAUUUUUAGGUAUUACGCAGGCAUGUUGCUGGGAGGAUUGCUGUGUGACGAGUGGCGGUGGAAUGACCGUUGAACGCAAAGAACAGCAUCAUCAGCAAUCCAGCCAUCCCUCACCGACACCUCCCACGCAGCGAAGGCUCGCCAAGAGUUUCAGCGUUACACCGUCCGCCGUCACUAAGGGUAUUCCCAAGGCAUCAUUGAUUGGACUGACCACUAGUAGAGUUACGAGUAGUUCGUUGAUGAGUACUAAUUCGGGUCCUUCGUCUACUUCCAGUACAACUUCUAUAAUAUCGUUGAACCAGGAUGUCAGACCUCCGUUAGCAUCGGCUCGUCCAAAGUGCAAUAGUAUACUCCACUUGUUUGGAGAGUGGCUUUACGAAGCUGCUUUUAUCGGUACAGAUGGUUGGUCGCAAAACUUGCCACAACCAAGUAAUGCUCCAAAACGUCCGUCAUCGAUACUUGUUGACGGUCCAAGCUCUUUGCAAGAAAGCCUUGGUGAAGUACCACCUUCAUUAAGUAUAGAUCGAUAUGAAUCUGGUCGAGCAGAGGCAAUGGGCACUCUUUGCAGAAUAUUCUGUGCUAAAAAGACUGGAGAGGAGAUUUUGCCUGCUUACUUAGCUAGAUUUUAUCAAGCUAUGAAUCAAGGCUUGAAGAUAAAUAGAUUUUCUGAAGUAAAAGAGUGUGGAGAAACACUAGCUAGUAUUUUAUCUAAUUCGGCUGAUCUAUUUCGUCUCGAACUUGAUGGUGUACUAGUUCUUGUUCCCGUAGUGCUUGCUGCAUUAGAGCUUGUAUUACCAGAAAAAGAUUUGAGGCUCAAAUCUAGUUCUGUCUCAAAAGUAGAGUUACGUAGAUCGUCUAUUCAUUUGUUGAUAUCUAUGCUGUGUUUACCGCUACAUUUUCAAAAUCUGCAAAUUAAAGAAAUACCAACGGGUAAUUACAUAAAUCAAGAAAAAAUACCGAUUACCUUUGCUCAAUUAAAACCAAAACUGAUGAAUUUGUUGAUAAAUGCACUACAAGUCGAAGUAGAUCCUCAAAAUACACACAUGCUUUUAGGUGGACUAUUACUAAGUGUCCAAGAUUCUGCAGCAGCUGAAGAGGCAGAACAAGUGACUCAACCUGACACCGCACUGCCUAAUGAAACCACCACUAAUUUACUAUCAUCCGUUUGCACCAGUGACACAACCAGCCAGAUAAGCAUAUCCAGCGAUCUGCGCUCUCUAGGCGAUGCAUCUGAUAUUGCUAUGCUACAAGAAGAAAGCGUUUCUUUCGAUUCAGCGCAUGCACUGUUUGUACGAGCAACAUAUUUGGUAUGUCAUCGUUUGAUAUCAUCUUGGAAAACUGAUCUGAAUAUCUCGUUGGCCGCCCUCGAACUGCUGUCUGGAUUAGCGAGAACACGUAUCCGAGAAACAGCAAGGAAAUUCACAGAUGCUCUGGAAUGUAAGCGAGCAGUUAAGUGGCUAUGUGACUACAUAACGUAUCAAUGUUGGCGACCACCCCCAGCUCACUCCAAAGACCUACAUUCGUCAAUUGUCGCUGCUUUUUCAUGUUUGACCACUUGGCUUACCACACAUCCACAGCUUUUACAGGAUAAGGAGUGUCUGACCACAGUAUUAGAGGUCGUAGAAUUAGGAGUAUCGGGUUCGAAAUCAGUGGGAAAACCCGGAGAACCAAUUAAGAUGAAAGACGAGAAGGAACUGAAACCUGCUUCGAUGCGCGUCAGAGAUGCUGCUGAUGCAUUACUUACGAUCAUUUUGGAGCAGGUCGGCUACUUCCCAAGUGUAUGCGGUGCUGAAUCUCUUUCUUCGCUUCUCGACGAAGUUUCUCUUUUACGCCAUUGUAAUAGUUGGCCAGGCGGUCAAGUACCAUUGCAGACAGCGGUUGAGCGAUUUCGUUACUUUGUAGCCGAUAAUGUAACGAUGCUCGCGUUAUUAGAAGAGCCACUAGGUAAUGAUCAAGAUCCUCAACCAACCGUGACUGUCCUCAUUCGUGGACCGUUUGGUCGACACGCUUGGACUAUGCAACUGAGACAUUUACCUCGACAUCGGUCGGUCGUUAGAAGCUCGAAUACAAAUCCAGGUCGACCGCUGCCGUUGCAAGAGACUCAACAGCCUGUCGACUAUAAGCCAAGAUUCUUUCCGGAUAACGUGGACAAAAUUCCACAUUGCAAAGUCGAUGAGUCGAUACCGAGCUUGGAGGCAGUGAUGAAUGAAAAUGACUCAAUCAAGAACGAACAUCAGAUUCUGCAUCAAUUGCUCGACUACGCAAUUGAUAGUGAGGCAAAGUAUAACGAAGAAAAUGCAAAUCUCGUGUCUGCCGAGAAAGUGAACGAAUGUUCGCCUCCCAAAAUAUGCCACGAGUUCCAAACAGCGCGACUUUUUCUUAGCCACUUUGGCUUCUUGAAUCUCGAGUCAGACACGCAGAAUCAAUUAAAUACCGGUGCUGGUGGACUCACUGCUUUAGAUCCUACAAUAGCUGGUUUCGCCACAGAUCUCGAAGGUCUUGAUCACAUUAGUGCAAGAACUUGUGACACCGUGCACGUAUUCUACGUAAAGUCUGGCCAAACUAUCCCAGAAACUAUACUUUCAAACGUUCUACACGAAAGCAACGUAUCGCCAAAUUUCCUCGAAUUUUUGAACUCACUGGGCUGGCCAGUGUCAGUAGCUACACAUGCUGGUUGGACAGGACAUGUCCAGACUUCCUGGCAUUCUUGUAGUGCUGCUAUUCCAACAAAUGUACCUUCGAACGAGGAAAGUGAACACGGUGGCGCUCUUUAUAAUGGUACCACACACGUGCUCUAUUGGGCGGAUGUUAGUUCAGAAAUUGCCUUUGUCGUGCCAACCCUUUCGGCCUAUGUACAAUCUGAACCAAACUCUGCUGACAGUAAUUUGAAUGAUUCUAACAAUGUAUGGUUCGACAGAUGUAGUACUAGCAGUGCUCAUGCUUUUUCCAACUCUCCAUCAGGACAAACUCGCGCGAUGUCACUCGAUCUUGAAAAACAGAGUGCCAAUCUAGCUUCAUCGUCACAAUCUGAGCCUAUCAGACCUCGAAGGACUACCAAGCACUCGCUUCCUGCACAGACUGACACUAAAAUAAUGGUUGUCUGGCUUGAGAGUCUCGAAGAUUGUGCACAAUUUCCUAUUGCUGGACUAUUGACACAUACGCAUACAGGACUGGAUCAGUCACGCACAGUACAAGCAUGCGACGUGCAUGUAAUAUACUUGCAAGCCUUAGCCAAUGGUUUAAUGCGAGUCAAAAUGCAUGGGCCAACUUCACGAAUGAAUCUCGCGACACCGUUGAUCGAUGGUAUGAUUGUAUCAAGGAGAGCAUUAGGCUCAUUAGUACGACAAACUGCAUUGAAUAUUGGCCGUAGAAAACGAUUAGACAAUGAUAGCUAUCAUCCACCUCACGUAAGAAGACGCUUAAAAAUCCAAGAAAUGGUGCAAAAGUACAAGAGGGAUAUGCAACAACCAGAAUUAUUAACUCUUCUAUUUAAUAGCACUCAAAUGUAAAUAAUUCUGUACAUUUACUGUAUUAUGAAUUUGUAGAGGA
This is a messenger RNA of Phymastichus coffea, 4979 nucleotides long. RefSeq names its product ral GTPase-activating protein subunit beta. Gene Ontology annotation, molecular function: GTPase activator activity. The coding region runs from base 296 to 4939 and encodes 1547 amino acids. The transcript is spliced from 24 exons. The record is from RefSeq and is a predicted model, not a curated record. Lineage: Eukaryota; Metazoa; Arthropoda; Insecta; Hymenoptera; Eulophidae. Gene Ontology annotation, biological process: regulation of small GTPase mediated signal transduction; activation of GTPase activity.